AAUGCGAGCGGUGAAAAGAGCCAUGGUGGCGCCGCUGCCGAGUCAUUACAUCCGUACGUGCCACAGGCGCCCAGAACCGGGACUGGAUCCUUCUUCUCAAGCGCACUUCGACGCCUAUCAAGUAGUCAAGGGAACGUAUCGAACAAACCCUCACCCUGCUCGGGAAGUGUAUGUCCACGAAGAGUACUGAAUGUCGAUCCGAACCGACCGCGAUGCCAGGUUCCCGAGCUGGAAACCAAGAAGCUACGGCGAGUCGCAUUUUGCGUCGAUGUGGAAAUUGCUGGCUCACCGAGAUAUAAAGACGAAUCGAACGGCGCGUCUACGCCAAGUGCGAAGAAAAGGAAGGAUCGGAUGCUGAAGGAUCGUGGGGAAGGAGAGGCGUUGAAACAUCCAUCAGCUGUAGAAGAGCAGAAGGAGACGGAGGGUACGGUCAAAGCAACAGGAGAGAAAGUUGGAACAGAGGCCGAGCCAAAUCCAGAAGGGUCCGUUCCAGGCAAGGAAGGCGAUGCGAGUGGGCUGCCGGAGAAGACCGAUAAGAAAAAAGAAAAGAAGAAGAAGUCGGAAGAGGAGCGGAAGGAUCGAAAGGAGAAGCGAAGGAAGAAGGCGGAGGAGUGUGGUGCCGUUCCGGUUGAGAUCCGCCGUGGGGGCUCAGAGGACACCUUAUCCAGCGCAUCGCCCCCAAAAGAGACGGUCAUCGAAGCCAUCGCACCAAAACAUCGCGAUAGACCGACAACAGAUCCUCUACGGAUAUAUCGACGAUGCUGCCAGCUGCGAGAGACUCCUAUCUUGAAGCGAAUCACCGAGCAGCUCGCCUACGCAGCGAAGUGUUCCGUUGAUCAACCAGGGAUGAUCUCGGUAUUGGAUCUGACGGGCUCCCGACUUCAACUGGCAGACGUGGUGACACUCGGUGACUGGCUGGCCGUCGUUCCCGUCCGUCGAUUGCUUCUCGAAGACGCUGACCUGACGGACGAAGGCGUGCGGGUCAUCCUGGCAGGAUUGCUGGCUGCCAAGUCUCCGGAAUUGUCAUGGCAGCAACCUCACCACAACCAACAUUUUGAGGAGCGGUCCGGACAUGUCGAGAAGCUAACGUUGAAGAAUAACCCCCGUGUAUCGAAAGCGGGCUGGAAACAUAUCGCACUAUUUCUCUACAUGUGCAAGAGCUUAAAGGCGCUAGAUGUUUCUUUGAUCCGGUUUCCGACAAGCCCACACACCCAUAACGACAGCCACGCCCGUUCAACAUCAAGCAGUGAAAGUUGGCCAUCUUCGAAGCCGCCAAUAGCUCCAAGUGACAUUUUCGCCAAGGCAAUCGCAGAACGACUUGGUGGAGACACAUUUGAAGAGCUCAUCAUGGCGGAGUGCGGGCUCGAUACGCAAACGAUUCGGAAAAUCACCAAUGCCGUUACCGUCUCGGGCCUGAAGCGACUUGGACUUGCUGGCAACAACGUGAACGACGAGGCCUUGAAACAUAUCUUUGAGUAUAUGAAAUCCGGCGUCUGCCAGGGUUUGGAUCUGGGAGGAAACGAUUUCCGAGAUCGAUGCGGUGUUCUCGCCGCUGCAAUGAAAGGCAUGGACGAGUCCCCUUUCUGGGCACUUUCGCUUGCCGAUUGCAACCUGAACCCUGACUCGCUCAACGCCUUGCUCCCCGCGCUGGUGACGCUACCGUACUUCAAGUUCCUCGACCUGAGCCAUAACCAGGAUUUAUUCGGGACCGAUCCCAGCGCGCUUGCACCCCUCCGCAAGUACCUCCCUCAAUUCAAGUUCCUCAAACGGAUACAUCUCGCCGAUGUCUCGCUAUCCUCUGCACAAGCUAUUCGAUUGGCAGAGGUUCUCCCCGAGGCUCCUCAUCUGGCACAUUUGAACAUCCUGGAGAACCCAGGUCUCUCCGCCUUGGCGAACGCAACAACCGAAGACGAUCAGGAGGAAGCUUGCGCUCUCUACGCCAGCCUUAUGGCCGCGGUUCGCGUGUCGGAGAGCAUCAUUUGUAUCGACAUCGACGUUCCAAGCCCGGAGAAUUCCGCCAUCGUUCAGGCCCUGGGGAAACAAGUCAUCGCGUAUUGUCUUCGAAAUAUGGAUCGCUGGACGGCUAGCGAGGGCACCACCGACCCCGAUUGGACGGACGGAGAGCCAUGCGUGGCGGGUCCGCACCGCGAAAUCGACAUCCCGGACGUGCUCCUCCACCUGGUCGGGCACUCGGACGGCAGCAUGCAGAAUAUGGACGACGAACCCCCAGCGCCCGGCGGGGAUUACGUGCUGGGAGGUACGGGUGUCGUCAAGGCGUUGAGUUAUGUGCUAUCUGAGCAAGCGAGCGAAGGGAGACCGAGUCUACCGCAUAGCGGCGCGGCGACUCCCCGGGCGUCGUCGUUCGCGAUUGUCGAUGACGAGAAACAGAAGUCCAAGGCGAAGAACAUGAGUAAAAACCUUUUGACGACUGCGAGAAGUAUCCAGGCGCGAUUGCGGCCGGCUUUGUUGAAGGAGGCUACCACGGGGGAUGAAAUGGCUUACAAACGUCUUCUGUUCCUCGACAAUACUUUACAACGUAUGAUCCGCCGUUUUGAGGACGAGUAUCCCGAAUGUCGCCUGAAAGAGCCAGUUGAGGUGCCUCCCCGCACCUCAUCCUUGGUCCCGCCGAACCCUGCACCAUCCGAUCUCGUUAAAACACCUGCCGCUCCAGAGCCCACUCCAGUUACCGAGAGCGGUCCCGUCGACGACGCCAACUCGGACGACGAAGACCCCCCGGGCCGCCCCACGCUCCGCUCGCGCCACAACAGCGACGUAUCACUCGCGUCCCGCGCGCUUAGCAUCGAAGAAGGCCAAAUGCACCGCCUCGGGCAACACAUCCGCCGCGAUAUCCUCGGCGACGCCGUGGCGGCCAGCGACGGCGCGCACGCACACAAGCACGAAGACGCGUUCCUCGUCGCGCUGCGGGCGAAGCUGCAGGCGAUGCCGUCGUCGAAGCUGCGGGACUGUGUGCUGGAGCGGGGUUGGGAGGGGACGUUGGCGGCGAUAGGGGAGAAUGUGGAGGAGCUAAGGCGGCUGAGGGAG
Eremomyces bilateralis CBS 781.70 is the source of this 3042-nucleotide messenger RNA. Its product is annotated as RNI-like protein. The transcript is spliced from 3 exons. NCBI's taxonomy places the organism in Eukaryota, Fungi, Ascomycota, Dothideomycetes, Eremomycetales, Eremomycetaceae. The annotation marks the transcript as partial. Gene Ontology annotation, cellular component: nucleus; perinuclear region of cytoplasm; cytosol. The record is from RefSeq and is a predicted model, not a curated record. Gene Ontology annotation, molecular function: GTPase activator activity; small GTPase binding. Gene Ontology annotation, biological process: activation of GTPase activity; nucleocytoplasmic transport.